Molecule: messenger RNA, 450 nt
Organism: Chionomys nivalis (European snow vole)
Lineage: Eukaryota; Metazoa; Chordata; Mammalia; Rodentia; Cricetidae
Product: ubiquitin-conjugating enzyme E2 D2B
Exons: 1
Coding region: 7-450 (147 amino acids)
Biological process (GO): protein K11-linked ubiquitination; ubiquitin-dependent protein catabolic process
Cellular component (GO): nucleus
Molecular function (GO): ubiquitin conjugating enzyme activity
Source: RefSeq, a predicted model, not a curated record
CCCACCAUGGCUCUGAAGAGAAUCCACAAGGAACUGAACGACCUGGCGCAGGAUCCCCCAGCACAGUGUUCCGCAGGUCCUGUCGGGGAAGACAUGUUCCACUGGCAAGCUACCAUCCUGGGGCCGAAUGACAGCCCCUAUCAGGGCGGAGCAUUUUUCCUGACGAUUGAUUUCCCAACAGAGUACCCCUUCAAGCCACCUAAGGUCGAAUUUACAACAAGAAUUUAUCAUCCAAACGUCAACAGUAACGGCAGCAUUUGUCUUGAUAUCCUUCGCUCACAGUGGUCUCCAGCACUGACUAUUUCAAAAGUGCUUCUGUCCAUCAGCUCCCUGCUGUGUGACCCCAACCCAGAUGAUCCCCUCGUGCCUGAGAUUGCUCAGAUCUACAAGACAGACAGGGAAAAGUACAACAGAACAGCUCGGGAAUGGACUCAGAAGUACGCCAUGUGA